Ceutorhynchus assimilis (cabbage seed weevil) is the source of this 3432-nucleotide messenger RNA. Lineage: Eukaryota; Metazoa; Arthropoda; Insecta; Coleoptera; Curculionidae. The record is from the annotation of a GenBank genome assembly.
UUCAAACCGUGCAGAGGCCCCGGGUGAAUUCUCCUGUUUUUUUUUUCAUUUGUCGGGAUUAUUCCUGAAAAAAAAAACAAUACAUUUCAACUUUCAACCCUUGUAUCUUUUGUUGAGCCUCACAACCGUAUAGCAAAAGCAUCAAGCUCAGCAGGGGCAUUCACUUGUUGGAAGCAAAACACACCAAUCUUCUUUUUUAUUUUCCCUCUUGGGUUCGUGUUCUUCGCGGCCUUCUACUUGGGACGAAGAAAUACAGAAAUACCAUUCGGCGGUGAAGCAAUGGCGGUUAUUCUUCGACGGACGUGGUCGCAAUAAGUCAGUUUCGGUUUGGGAUUUGAACGAAAAUACAAACAGUGCAAGAAGCGGCGUUUUCUGCUUUUGUUAGUGAACUUCAGUGAAAAAUUCUGUGUUAAUUUUAUGAGUGUGAACUUCAAAUUGGAUUAAAGUGAAAGUGGAUUAAAAGAUUAAUUAGUGCGUGAUAUUUGUUAUGUGAAAGAAGUUGAUGGGGAAUAAUUAUUGUUGCACUUAAUGACCGGAAGAACGCGAGGAAUGUGAUAAAGAUAGAAUGUCGAAUGGCCCCACCGAGGCGACAUGAGCUCCCCCGUAGGGGAGCCAGGAUCGGCAGCACGCGCCGCCGCCGCAUCCGGAGACUGCGCAGCCUUGGGUCGGUUGCUGCCUGCGCGAGGACCCGCGCGGUUCACGCGCGACUCCCUCGGCCGCACUGCCAUACAUUUGGCCGCGGCAAAUGGUCGGGCGCCGGCACUGCGCAUGCUCCUAGCUAUAGCUGCUGCGCAGGAAAUAGAGGCGCGCGAUGGAGCCGGCUGCACACCGUUACACCGUGCCGCUGCUGACGGUCACGAAGAGGUGGCGCGUGCUCUAUUGGCCAAAGGUGCACGUGCAGAUACCGUGGACGCUGUGCAUGGUAACACACCUCUACAUGAGUGCUCAUGGAAAGGCCACAGUCGAACCGUGCGGCUCUUAUGCGCGGCGGGAGCCCCAUUAGGCGUUUCGAACAAUGGAGGAUUCGCUCCUCUACACUUGACGUGCCAAAACGGCCACAAUCAGUCUUGCAGAGAACUGUUAUUGGCUGGAGCUGAUCCGGACAUGCGAAAUGGCUAUGGAGACACGGCUCUACAUACUGCGGCUCGAUACGGACAUGCUGGUGUUACCAGGAUUUUAAUUUCCGCAAAAUGUAAAGUAUCAGAACGUAACAAAAACGGCGAUACGGCGCUUCACAUAGCAGCCGCAAUGGGUAGAAGAAAAUUGACCAGGAUACUUCUAGAAGCAGGUUGUGAUAAAACCAUCAGGAACAAACAAGCAGAAACUGCGAGAGAUAUAGCAUUAAGAAAAGACUUAGGAGAAAUCGUGUUUAUUUUAGAAGAAAAUAAUUCCAGAGAGGGACGCAGAAGUAAAAAGGAGAAGACCAGCAAAAGACGAUCCAAAAGUAAAGUGAGAUUCGAGGGAAAAGUGGCCAAAGACGUUGUUGAUAUUGCCAUUACCGAAACGACAAGGACACCGCCGAGCAAAUCUGGAAAUAACAACAACAAAAACUGGUCACCCUAUGGCUGCCAUUACUAUCCAGAUCCCGAAGCUUUUCCUUCGCCAAAUUUGGACUCUUUACCGCCGGAGCCUUUGAAAAAAGGCGAACAAUAUUUUCUGGAUUUAGCUGGAAAUAUAUGCAAGGGACCAGUCGGAGUGGGGUACACCUGUUAUUGUGCCCCACUGUUUAGACAUUUAGAGGCCAAGAUAGAGAAGGAUAAAAAGGAACUGGUUAGAGCACAGGUCCGUUUGGGACAAAGAGUGGCAGGUUUAGAACAAAGAAUGAGCAGAGGAGGCUAUGGAAGACGUUCGGAGAGAGUUAUCAAUUUGAAUAAAGAGCCCGAGCCUCAACUAUCAAGAUCUCGAAGUUUGGAAAUGUUGGAUACCGCUACAAAAUCACAGUUGCAAGCUACAAGGAGCAUGGAUGAACUAGAUCCCCGUGACGAAGACCCCCAAGGAGGACCACGCCCUUCGGUCAAAGAACUAGUGGCUAGAAUCCAGGAACAACAGCAACACAAUGCCAGCUACAACGAAGGAGCUCACAGCGAAAGUAGCGACGAUGAAGAUGGUCCCUUAAGGAUGCCAUCUAGAAAAGGCCCAAUGGGAGACACUAAUCUUAUCCAGGUGCCUUUGGGUCAAUCACCUGGACCAAUUCGUCUUGGACACUAUGAAAAUGUGCCAAACGAAGCUGCACCAAGAAGCAGGAGCGGCCUUUAUAGUCCUACAGGCGAUCCUAGCAUGGUGGACUCUUCUACACAUUAUAUAGAACCUAUAGUAAAAAUCCAAGAGCCUUCAGCCAUAAGGUAUAACCAAUACCAUCAAGCUAGUACUAGCAAAUACGACCCCAUGAAUCCGUACCAACCAGAAAUGCGUUAUAACGAUACCACUUAUCACCAUCACUACUACGAAGAAGAUCAACUGCCAAACACUAGCAAAUUCUAUGAUCACUCCAUGAGUGCUCGUUUAGCAAAGUUGCGCGUCAUAGAGAGCAGUUCCAAAGGUUAUCCGGACUCAAAAAACCCCAUUGAGGGUUCUUCUAGAAUGCUAGAUCCGAAUUUUAUCGCGAAUCGGGUUCUGGAGAACCCCCAUGAUACUGUUGACAGAGACACUAAUAACGAUUCGGGGUAUUCGACAAAGGUGUAUGGUAGUUCCAAAGGAAAUUCGCCUAGUUUGAGUGGGCAAAUCGAGGGGGAUUGUCUUGGUGCUAGUAGUUUGGUUUAGUACAAAAAAAAAAAUUGUUUGAUUUCUAAGUAUGGAGUAUUUUCUAAGCCGGAUUCAGGUCAUCUUAGGGCAUUGAUUAAGGGUUGUUUAUGAAAGUACAAUGAUUUUUUUAAAAUUUAGGCUAGGCGAGCCUUUGUGCCCUUCGAGAAAUCCGGCCUUGUGUAUUUUUAAUGACUAUUUAUAAAACAAUUCUAUAAGAAAAAUUUUUGACAGCAUUACGAACGGCUUUCUAAAUCUGAAUUAAUUUUAAUCAAUAUGCAUUGGCUUGUAAAAAGUUCUUGCCACAUUGGUGGACUUUCCAGUUAACAAAAUGAACUUUCCUUUUUAUUUAUUUCUACAAAGUAUUUAUCGAUAUCUUUGUGGUGCAAACUUGAACUAAUGACAUAAUACUUGUAUACUUUCACAUAGACUAAAAAACUAGAUUGUAUUAUUAUAAUUUUUUUUGAAAAACGUAUGUUUGUGCCUUUUUUUAUAAUUAACAAUUUAGGUUUAGUUAUCAUUGUUGUACUUGGUUGUACAUAAUAGAAAGUUUUCUAAAUGCCUAUUGUAAGUACGUACCUACAUGAUAAGCGUUGUGUACAUUUUGAAAAAAAACUGUUAAAUAAUUUGUAUAUUAUUGGAAAAAUUGAAUAAAAUAAAUCAUAAGUAUAUAUUUUAAUAAGAAAAAAAAUA